CUCUAUAGUCUAUAGUCUAUACCCUCCAUAGCUAGCUGUUCAGUAUCGAUCAAACCAGAUAUUUCUUUCUGUUAUUUAUAUAUAUAUAUAUAUAUAUAGCAAUGGUUGUGCUUUCUCCUUCUCCAACUUCCAUCAAGACAAGCUACAAGAAAAAAAAGACAAUGAAAAUUCCAACGAUAGACCUAUCCAUGGAAAGGACAGAGUUGUCGGAAACAGUGGUGAAAGCCUGCGAGGAAUACGGUUUCUUCAAGGUGAUUAACCACAAUGUUCCGAAGGAGGUUAUUGCAAGAAUGGAAGAGGAGGGUGCAGAGUUUUUCGCCAAACCCACCCACGAGAAGCGUCGAGCUGGCCCAGCAAGUCCUUUCGGUUAUGGCUUCACCAAUAUCGGGCCCAACGGAGAUAAGGGUGACCUAGAGUAUCUCUUGCUUCAUGCCAACCCUCUUUCCGUCUCUCAGAGAUCCAAAACCAUCGCUAGUGACUCCACCAAGUUCAGUUGUGUUGUGAAUGAUUAUGUAGAAGCAGUGAAAGAAGUAACGUGUGAGAUUUUAGAUCUGGUGCUUGAGGGAUUAGGAGUCCCAGAGAAGUUUGCACUAAGCAAGCUCAUUAGGGAUGUUAAUAGUGAUUGUGUUCUAAGGAUCAAUCACUACCCUCCAUUGAACCAGAAGUUGAAGGGCAACAAGAAUAGCAUUGGUUUUGGGGCGCAUUCUGACCCUCAGAUCUUGACAAUCAUGCGUUCCAAUGACGUGGGUGGGCUUCAAAUUUACACCCGUGAAGGGUUGUGGAUUCCUAUCCCUCCUGACCCCAAUCAAUUCUUUGUCAUGGUGGGCGAUGUCUUCCAGGUUUUGACAAAUGGAAAGUUCAUGAGUGUGAGGCACAGGGCAUUAACCAACACAUUGGGGGCAAGGAUGUCAAUGAUGUACUUUGCAGCACCACCACUUGAUUGGUGGAUCACUCCGCUAGCCAAGAUGGUGUCACCACCACAAAAUCCAAGUCUAUAUAAGCCCUUCACAUGGGACCACUACAAGAAGGCAACAUAUUCCUUACGCCUCGGAGAUUCUCGACUUGAUCUCUUCUUGGCCCAGCUAGAUACCCAUCAUCUAUCUGUCUCUCCAUCACAAAUUCAAUGUUAAUUAUUUACUCAGGACUCGGCAGGAUUAAAAACAUUAUUUAGGAUAGUUUUGGAUCUGAUAUGAUGCUAAUCUUCAUACUUAUUUGAAUUUCCAAUGUAAAACGUUAUUCUGUUAUUACAAAAAAGGACUUUAUUAGUGAUUAAAA
Messenger RNA from Glycine soja, 1275 nucleotides. Its product is annotated as gibberellin 2-beta-dioxygenase 2-like. Lineage: Eukaryota; Viridiplantae; Streptophyta; Magnoliopsida; Fabales; Fabaceae. The record is from RefSeq and is a predicted model, not a curated record. The transcript is spliced from 3 exons. The coding region runs from base 102 to 1130 and encodes 342 amino acids. Gene Ontology annotation, biological process: response to light stimulus; gibberellin catabolic process.